Messenger RNA from Trypanosoma brucei brucei TREU927, 1194 nucleotides. RefSeq lists its product as hypothetical. NCBI's taxonomy places the organism in Eukaryota, Euglenozoa, Kinetoplastea, Trypanosomatida, Trypanosomatidae. The coding region runs from base 1 to 1194 and encodes 397 amino acids. Gene Ontology annotation, molecular function: protein phosphatase 2A binding. The transcript has a single exon. Gene Ontology annotation, biological process: regulation of dephosphorylation; regulation of signal transduction. Gene Ontology annotation, cellular component: cytosol. The record is from RefSeq and is a predicted model, not a curated record.
AUGUCUACCGAUGGCAGUGAAGUCAUUGACGAUAACAAAACUGUAAGGAGUCUCUUUAACGGACUAGCACAGAGGUACAAGGACACCGUUUUGAAGAGUGAGACGUCCAUCGAACAAGAUGAGAAUUCACGCUCUCUUAUUCCACAUUUGGAGAAGCUAUGGUAUAUGAUGGGUGCGAUGGGUGUUGUUUCCCCUAACGAACAGUUGGAUGAUAUUUCUACGAACGCGUUGGAAUUGUUAUGGACUCCUUACAUCAUUGCAGAUCUCUACCAGCGCCUACAGGGACCUAUGCCCACUCCAGCACCGGUCACUCCAGGCGAAACAAAUGAAGUUGCUGGAGCUGCGGGAAUGACACGUGAGGAGGCCCUUUCUCGUUCGCAUCACUGGUAUGAUGUUUUCUUCCGUUGGGCACAGGACUGCGAGUUGGUGGACGAACGGACGCUGGACACAUAUCGCACGUUUCGUGCGGACAAUCGCACACAACGCGUGGAGCUCUCCCGGAAGCGCCGUGAGCUGGAGGUGGUACUACUCCAAUAUGAGGAUAAGGUAGAGUACUUACAAGCAAAAAGAAAACGUAUGAAGGAGCUGAUGGCGGAAGACGGUGACGAAAUAUCUGAAAGUAACGGGGAUGAGGAGGAAGCACUCCGGGGUCGCGCUCUCGCACGGUUGCGUUGGUCUGUUUACGAGGCUUGCCAUCACCUGCAGUUGUCAGCGCGCGAGUUGGAAAUGCUCACGGCAUUGUCACCAGAGAGGCGGCAAGAAAUAGCAAACAACCACCAGCGUACGUUGGAUGCUGUGCGUCGGGGAGAGUUAUCACUUGGUCGGCACACGUACACUAUCCUACCAGGUGGUCUCGUCGCACCGGGAGGACCGUUUCCUGUGGACCGCAUUAACAGUACCGUUAUGAGCGCGAUAGCAAGCCAGGAGAGUUUCCGUCAGAAAGUCGUGGAAGAGUUGAUGAUAAACAGGAAUAAUCCAACUAUGACGUUGGCAGAGUUCGCCGACGCGGAGAUGGCAGAUGUGCAGCGUCGCAUGGAGGCAAACGCAGAUGCGCAGCGGCUCCAACAAGAAGAGGAUGAGUUACUUGGGCCUGAAGGAGUUGAGGAGCGUCAACGGAAGCGGGACUCGGCUCUAGCUGAUUGGAAGGAUGAUCACCCCCCAAUUGGCCAAACUGCAAGAGGAAACUACGCAUGA